ACAGGGGUGGAUGCAAUACCGCCCUCCUCCUGCCACCAGCAGCUCCUGGGCGGCGGAGGCAGCAUCCUCAGCAGCAGCAGCUUCACCUGCACUUGGGCAGCCUGGACCCUCGUGCCCUGCCCCCGGGGCCUCGCGCGGAAAGCGCCCCCCGUUACCCCCAACGGACCGGGUGGAAGAGGAAGAGGAGAAGGAGGAAAACGAAAACCACCACGACACAGGACGCAGUACUGGGCUGCCCUAUCUCUCCAGAGAGUGUGGAAGGGGACUGGGGGCAAUUAUGGGGGGCUGCGAGGUCCGAGGUUUUCUUUUGCAAUUUGGCCUGUUCUUCCCUCUGUUGACAGCUUUACCCGCUGACUGCAGUCACGUCUCCAACAACCAAGUUGUCUUGCUCGAUACAACAACUGUUCUUGGAGAGCUAGGAUGGAAAACAUAUCCAUUAAAUGGGUGGGAUGCCAUCACUGAAAUGGAUGAACAUAACCGACCCAUUCACACUUACCAGGUAUGCAACGUAAUGGAACCAAAUCAAAACAACUGGCUUCGGACAAACUGGAUUUCUCGAGAUGCAGCCCAGAAGAUCUAUGUGGAAAUGAAGUUUACUUUGAGAGAUUGCAACAGCAUUCCCUGGGUCUUGGGAACUUGUAAAGAAACUUUUAAUCUCUUCUACAUGGAAUCUGAUGAGUCUCAUGGAGUUAAAUUCAGGCCAAGCCAAUAUACUAAAAUUGAUACUAUUGCUGCUGAUGAGAGUUUUACCCAGAUGGAUUUGGGUGAUCGCAUCCUUAAGCUGAACACUGAAGUUCGUGAGGUGGGACCAAUUAACAGGAAAGGAUUUUUUCUUGCUUUUCAGGACAUUGGAGCAUGUAUUGCUCUUGUUUCUGUCCGUGUUUUCUACAAAAAGUGCCCUUUCACUGUCCGUAACUUGGCUAUGUUUCCUGAUACUAUUCCAAGGGUUGAUUCUUCCUCUUUGGUGGAAGUUCGGGGUUCCUGUGUUAAGAGUGCUGAAGAGCGGGACACUCCAAAGUUAUAUUGUGGAGCUGAUGGAGAUUGGCUAGUUCCUCUGGGACGGUGUAUCUGCAGUGUAGGAUAUGAGGAAGUAGAUGGUUCCUGCCAUGCUUGCAGACCAGGAUUCUAUAAAGCAUUUGCUGGGAACAUCAAGUGCUCUAAGUGCCCUCCACACAGUUUAACCUAUAUGGAAGCAACAUCUGUCUGCCAGUGUGAAAAGGGUUACUUCCGAGCCGAAAAAGACCCACCUUCUAUGGCAUGUACCAGACCACCUUCAGCUCCAAGGAAUGUGAUUUUUAACAUCAAUGAAACAGCUCUUAUUUUGGAGUGGAGUCCACCAAGUGACACAGGAGGAAGGAAGGAUCUCACAUAUAGUGUUAUCUGUAAGAAGUGUGGAUUAGAUGCAAAUCAGUGUGAGGUCUGUGGAGGAGGAAUCCGCUUCAUCCCAAGACAUACUGGUCUUACCAAUUCCUCUGUGACUGUGGUUGACUUUGUGUCUCAUGUGAAUUACACCUUUGAAAUAGAAGCCAUGAAUGGUGUUUCUGAGUUGAGUUUUUCUCCAAAGCCAUUCACAGCUAUCACAGUGACUACAGAUCAAGAUGCACCAUCCCUGAUAGGUAAUGUAAGGAAGGACUGGGCAUCCCAAAAUAGCAUUGCCCUCUCAUGGCAAGCACCUGAGUUUUCCAAUGGAGCCAUUCUGGACUACGAGAUCAAGUACUAUGAGAAAGUCUACCCACGGAUAGCGCCGGCAUUUUGGCACUACCUGAGGGUAGAAGAGCAUGAACAACUCAGCUAUUCUUCUACAAGGUCCAAGGCCCCCAGUGUUAUCAUCACAGGUCUCAAGCCAGCCACCAAAUACAUAUUUCACAUCCGAGUGAGGACUGCAGCAGGAUACAGUGGCUACAGUCAGAAGUUCGAAUUUGAAACAGGAGAUGAAACUUCUGACAUAGCAGCAGAGCAAGGGCAGAUUCUUGUAAUAGCUACUGCAGCAGUGGGUGGAUUCACUCUUCUGGUUAUCCUCACCUUGUUCUUCUUAAUCACUGGAAGGUGCCAGUGGUACAUAAAGGCCAAAAUGAAGUCUGAAGAGAAAAGAAGAAAUCACUUACAAAAUGGACACUUACGCUUCCCAGGAAUCAAAACCUACAUUGAUCCAGAUACAUAUGAAGACCCAUCUCUAGCAGUGCAUGAAUUUGCAAAGGAAAUAGAUCCUUCGAGGAUUCGCAUUGAGAGAGUUAUUGGGGCAGGUGAAUUUGGAGAAGUUUGCAGUGGACGUUUGAAAACACCAGGGAAAAGAGAGAUCCCAGUUGCCAUCAAAACUUUGAAAGGUGGUCACAUGGACAGGCAAAGAAGGGAUUUUCUAAGAGAAGCUAGUAUCAUGGGACAAUUUGACCACCCAAACAUCAUUCGCCUGGAAGGUGUUGUCACAAAAAGAUCCUUCCCAUCCAUUGGUGUGGAGGCGUUAUGUCCCAGCUUCUUGAGGACCGGCUUCUUAAAUAACAUCCCAGCUCCGCAUCCAGUUUCAGGGGGAGGAUCUUUACCCCCCAGGAUUCCUACUGGCAGGCCAGUAAUGAUUGUGGUUGAAUAUAUGGAGAAUGGAUCCCUGGACUCCUUUCUACGGAAACAUGAUGGCCACUUCACCGUUAUUCAGUUAGUUGGUAUGCUUCGAGGGAUUGCAUCUGGUAUGAAGUACCUUUCUGAUAUGGGUUAUGUGCAUCGAGAUCUCGCAGCUCGAAAUAUACUAGUCAACAGCAACUUAGUAUGCAAAGUAUCUGAUUUUGGUCUCUCUCGAGUACUAGAAGAUGACCCAGAAGCUGCUUAUACAACAACUGGUGGAAAAAUUCCCAUAAGAUGGACAGCCCCAGAAGCUAUUGCCUACAGGAAGUUUUCAUCAGCUAGUGAUGCAUGGAGCUAUGGCAUUGUUAUGUGGGAGGUGAUGUCCUAUGGAGAAAGACCUUACUGGGAAAUGUCCAACCAAGAUGUAAUUCUGUCCAUUGAGGAAGGCUACAGACUCCCUGCUCCAAUGGGCUGCCCGGCAUCUCUCCACCAGCUGAUGCUCCACUGCUGGCAGAAAGAGAGAAAUCACCGACCAAAAUUUACUGAUAUUGUCAGCUUCUUAGACAAACUGAUCCGAAAUCCCAGUACCCUUCAUACUCUGGUGGAGGACAUACUUGUAAUGCCAGAUUCACCUGGUGAAGUCCCAGAAUAUCCUUUGUUUGUUUCAGUCAGUGAUUGGCUGGAUUCAAUUAAAAUGGGCCAAUAUAAGAAUAACUUUAUGGCAGCCGGGUUUACAACUUUGGAUUUGAUUUCAAGAAUGAGCAUUGAUGAUAUUAGAAGAAUUGGGGUCGUACUCAUUGGACACCAGAGAAGAAUAGUGAGCAGCAUACAGACUUUACGUUUACACAUGAUGCACAUACAGGAGAAGGGAUUUCACGUAUGAAAGUUCUAGAAACAACUGUGUUUUGUGCCUCAGCAUUUCUAAAAUGGAAGAUAUUCUCUCUCCUUUCUCCCUUCUGAUUCUCCCAACUUCACAAACUACAAUCUUCUGUUCAGACUAUGAACCCAUUUUAUGUUUAUGCUUCCAACUUGGAUUUUUAAUCACACUGCAUAGUUCUUCCUUCAAUUACUUGCCAAUACACUGGCCCACUGCAGACUGUCGCUACACACUGGUAAAUAACUCAGCAUGGAUAUGUAACUUUGUAUAACCAUAUUGGGGAAAUGGUCCUAAAAGCAAUAGCCCAUUUGCCCAGGUGUGGCUUCUUAAUUGAUGUACUUACAAUUCAGUGGUAGAUGGGAAAAAAAAGUAAUUGACUUCUUUUCGUGUUUUGUGAUCAUGUAGUUUUCAAUUUGACAUAAAUAUUUAUUUUAUAGUUAACUAAAUUUAACUGUAUGGGUCAUACCUUAUUUUAUCAUAGUUUAACUGCUGGUAACUAGUACCUGAUCAUGCUAGGAUUCUUUGCAUAAGUGACCAAUAAUUUCAUAUAGUAAAUUCUUGUUAUUUGUAGGUAUUUGGGGGGAGGGGGAAGGGAGAGAAAAAAAAUGUGCUUCUAAAUCCUCCGAGGCCCUGAGUUUAGCUUUCUUUUUUUAAUCAGCAUCCAACACUGCUAUAUCAUUUAUUGUUUGUUGUAGUUUGUUAGCCAUUUUCCCUUUGAUUUUUAAUAAGUAUAUUAUGAAAAUCAUCUCUGGAAAAUCUAUGAGCAUAUGGCACUAAUAACUUCCAUGUAGGUUGAGAGAGAGAAACAUAGGGGAACAUAUAAUUAAAAUAUUGCCUUGGGUUUACCUUUAGAAGUUUGGGGGGGGGGGAGAAAAUCAUUAUCAGAGGAGGAAAGGAAUUAAUUAUUCUUUGUUUAAAUACCUUGAAUGAGAUAUAAAUGACAUUCCUAAAAUUUAGAAUUAUUUUAUACCAACACAGAAGUCUAUGCAGAUAGAUGAUACCAAACUGAUUAUUACUAAUUAACAUGACAAGACUUUGAGAUUUUUUAUCAUUUAUUCCAAAAAAAGAUUACAUGAUCAUGGCCAGCCAUAUUUUCAGAACCUUACAUGAUACAAGUAUGCUUUUCUGCCUCAAAGGGAGCAUGUCCAGGUUUAUCCAGGUGCUCAUAUGCAAAUUAAAUGUCAAUCUGUGUACUUUGGGAGGGAUAGUAAUGAGGAGACCCAUGGCUAGAAUAUACCAACCUUGUCAUAUUCUGAAUACUUUCGAACAUAAAUGCACCCCCAAAAAAAGCUUAUGCAAUACAUUUCUCAGUGGCUUAAAGCUCAUUCACCUUACUGUUAUAGGCCUAGCACCCCAAAAGUUGUCUGGGGCCAUUAAAGAACCUUCUCCUUGAGAAACUAAACCAAAGGACAGACACACCUAAAGCGAUAAGUGGAACAGGAUUGGGACUGAGCUAGUUACAGGACCACCACCCUUCAUUCCAGUCUCCUCCACCCCUGGGGAGAUAAGAUUAGGUGUGGCUGCUGCCUUUGUGGUGGGAGGAGGAGAGAGAUGGCUAGAGAGAUCCACAGCCA
Dromiciops gliroides (monito del monte) is the source of this 5004-nucleotide messenger RNA. RefSeq names its product EPH receptor A6 (gene EPHA6). Gene Ontology annotation, biological process: axon guidance; cell surface receptor protein tyrosine kinase signaling pathway; protein phosphorylation. Lineage: Eukaryota; Metazoa; Chordata; Mammalia; Microbiotheria; Microbiotheriidae. Gene Ontology annotation, molecular function: protein binding; ATP binding; transmembrane-ephrin receptor activity. The coding region runs from base 11 to 3436 and encodes 1141 amino acids. The transcript is spliced from 19 exons. The record is from RefSeq and is a predicted model, not a curated record. Gene Ontology annotation, cellular component: plasma membrane; neuron projection.